AUGGGCCAAACGCAAUCAGCAAAUGAAAAUGUGCAGGUUUUUGGCGAACGAACGAAAUUGAUUGAUGAAACAAAAAAGUUCUACAAGAAUUUCAAUAAGCUGGAACAGUUCUAUCUCAAAGAAAACUUUACUGCCUUAGGAAAAAAUGUGAACGGAAAAGUCGUUUGGACAGAAGAUACAUUCUGUACAUUUUUUGGAAUUCCGGAUGUGUUUCGUUUGUCUGAGUUCCUCUUUCAUUCUGCUUGCCGUAUUGGAGGAUGCCAGAAUUAUGGAGGAAUUGAUUACAUAGGAAUGGUUCGGUUUAUCGCUGCAUACACAGGUCGUUACAAAAACGUGUGGAAGGACGAUGAAUGCUUGUGGAAAAUUGUUUAUAGCUGGACUAUUCCAAACGCACCUCUUAGAUCAAGUGGUAGCUCAUUAACAAGCUCUCUGGCCAGUUCUUUCAAUUUGGUAAAGCUCGGAAAAACAAACGCAACACGACAACCCACUAUUCCCUGUUCCGUCCUAAUUAGUCUAUUCACACUACUUCUGUGUAUAGGUGAUUUUCAGAGCGGAGAUGUCUUUGCAGAUCAUAUAAGCAUGUUGAUUUCCUCUUCCGUACAGGAAAAACGGAGCUAUGCAAUGUCACUACUGCGGGGUGUUUAUCCUGACCCAUUGGCGAAGUCAAUGAGUCUGAAAUCCGUCUUUCUUUUUCUUCAGUCCAACUCGUACGCAUUACGAAGACUUGGCUAUUUGUUUGAAAUAAUCAUGUACCAAAGAAACCAACAUCCUCACAGACUGGUUGAGCAGCGUUCUUCGGGCUUACUAAUGGACCGUUACUCCCUUCGGCCGCAGUUGGAAAUGUUUAUCCCACCUGAGGUGUUUUCCGAUUGUAAGUUUGUGCAUCUGUUCAAUAGCGAGCAACACGGUUAUUCAAUGAGUUCUUUGGAAAAAUGCUCUAGCUCGUUUUCUGGAAAUACAUUGCUCCUAAUUAGAGCACUACCAUUGGAUGCAUCUCACGCUGAUCGUCGGGCGCGUCAGUUUCUACAAAAAAUCCCUCCGAAAAACAAAUCACUUAGCGGUAUGCUUAUGCAAGACGUGAUAAAAGACUCUUCGAGAGAACUUGUUUUUGGCGCAUAUAUAACAGGUCAAUGGAAAGAAUCUGCCAGUUCGGGCUUUGGCGAUCAAUCUACUUAUUUGUUUAAUUUGCGUCCGUAUCAUCAGAUUUUCCGUGCUACGAGAGUCUCAAAUGAAUACUGUUUCUUUGACAAACAUUUUGGGAUCGCUUUCGGACUCGAGAAUUCAAAGAAGAAGACCGUUAGUUUGCUCAGAAAAGACGGAGUCAUACUGUAUGUGGAUAAUAUGCUCGAUUUUGGAUUCUUCCGACACACUAGUCGUGGUGUCUACAGUAUGGGCAGAAAUUUUGACGACAUUUGUUAUGAAGAGUUUUUUGAAAUCCAAGAAGUGGAACUAUUAGGAAUGAAACCUUUGCGGAAAGAAUAA
Messenger RNA from Schizosaccharomyces japonicus yFS275, 1482 nucleotides. Its product is annotated as TLDc domain-containing protein 2. The record is from RefSeq and is a predicted model, not a curated record. The transcript has 3 exons. Gene Ontology annotation, cellular component: cytoplasm; vacuolar membrane. The coding region runs from base 1 to 1482 and encodes 493 amino acids. NCBI's taxonomy places the organism in Eukaryota, Fungi, Ascomycota, Schizosaccharomycetes, Schizosaccharomycetales, Schizosaccharomycetaceae.